CAUCUAGUGGUGAACGUUACUGUUGCUAAGUUGCUGUAAUGAACUGUACUAUAUUUGGAUAGAAAUAGAUACACAUUGUAUUUUUUCGUAAGAUAAAGCGGAAAUACUGAGUCGGCUUUCUUGAUAACUGCAUUUUACAGAAAUAUUCUAUACAAAAUGCAAGAACGUUAUAAAAUGUUGGAGGUUAUGGUAAAUUUCUAGAGCAAACACUGUUCAUACAUACAAAUAAUUACAGAAUUUCUCCGCUAGAGAGGCAACAGACACCUGAAGCAGCAACUAGAAUUGCACUACGCCGUGUUAAUUUUAUAGCUUGUUACUCAUUCAUCUUAUCAUACUAUUCAAACCAUAUAUUUUUAGCAUUCCAAACAAAUGUAAGUAAAGUACUUAUGCCAGUUAAUUUUAUGGUUGCAUGUACAUAAGAAAAUUAAUAAAUGAAUCAUAGGCUCAAUAGGAUGGUUACCAAUAUUUACACUGCAAGACUACCUAGAAUUUAAGCUUUUGCAUAACGUAGUGAGUAAGCUAUAGAAUAGUUCCUCAAGAUAUGUAGGAUUUAGUAACAAGUGUAAAACAGAGGUAGAUGAAACCACAGAAGCUAAGUGAAUAAAUUAAAUAAGAAUAUAUUCAAAAUGUCUGAACCUGGUUCAAAUUCCGUGGAUAAUGAUACAAACAAUAUAGAAUACACUGUAGAUAAUUCAGAUCCUCCAUAUACACCAAAUAGUGACAUGAGUAGUGACACAGACAAUUCAAAUAGUUCCAAGCAAUCAGAAUCAUCUGUGAAUAGUUCAAUCUCAGAGGAUAAUCAAGCAGAAGAUAGUCAAGCAGAUGAUAAUCAAGCAGAGGAUAAUCAAGUAUCCUAUGACAAACAGACAGAUGAAACUUCAGAUCCAGCAAACUUGAAUAAGUCAAGAGAACUUAAAUCCAUACUAGCUUUAUCUAAAGAAGCUAAUUUGAAAACUGAUUUACCACAUAAACGAAAAAAAGACUUGAAAAUUUUGUCACGAGGGAGUUUUGUGUAUUCUGCUCCGAAGAGGCCUAUAAGAGUGUCGUCAGAUAGUAAAAAAGAUACUAGUAUUAAAUUUCCUGUCACAGCUGAAACUGAGCUAGAAGAUGCUGAAGGACAUGAAUCUGAUGCAAAGUCUGAUAGUGAUAGUCAUAGUGUUGCAAAGAGACGUAGAGACACUUCUAAUGAAAGUAAAGAAAGAGCUUUAUCAGAGGAGAGCGAUAGAAGAGGUAAAAAAGGUCUAUGUGCUGAUUACAAAGUUUUUAAGCCCAAUAAAGAUUCUUUUUGUUGGCGAUGUCAUCGAGACGGUGUAAACAUCGAUUGUGAAACCUGCCCCAGGACUUUUCACCACAAAUGUCUUAAACAAUCUAUAACUGAUGAUGAGCAUUGGCCAUGUCCAGAGUGUGUGGGCAUAUUAAGAGCCGAUAGUAGUCAAACAAGAAUCAAGUCUAUGAAAGGGAUGCCUAUUUCGCAUCUAAGUAGCCUUCUCGAUUUUGCUUUAAAAAGAAUGAUACAAUGUCAAGGGUCGGAACCGUUUAUGAAUCCAGUAAACGAGAAUGAUUUUCCUGAAUACAAGAAAUAUAUCAUACAGCCUAUGGAUUUAUCAGUGUUAAAGGAGAAUAUUGAAAAUAACGUAUAUGGUAGUGUCCAGGCAUUUGAAGCUGAUGCCAAAUGGAUAUUGCAUAACAGCAUUAUAUUUAACUCUUAUCAAUCCAAAUUGACUUCAGCCGCAAAGAAUAUGCUUAGAAUUUGCAAACAGGAGAUGAUGGAAAUAGAAAACUGUCCGAGCUGCUAUUUGAAAGCGAACGUCAAUCCAGAUACGUGGUUCGUGGAAGUUUGUCCAAUUCCUCAUAUUCCUGUGUGGGCAAAACUCAAAGGAUUUCCUUAUUGGCCAGCCAAGGCAAUGUCAGUCAAUUCUUCCGGUUUGAUAGACGUUAGAUUUUUUGGAGCACACGACAGAGCUUGGGUUCAUUGGAGAGAAUGUUAUCUGUACUCGGAGAGAGAUCCUAAUACUUUUAAACAGAAGAGAUACGACAUCGAAAAAUGCGUAGAGGAGCUAGAUGUAUACGUAGAGAAUUUAAAGAAAAUCUACGGCGAAUUCAGAUAUGCUCCAUUCAGAACACCCGUAGAACCGUCACAUCUAACGAAACAAUUGCAAGUAUUCCUGCCCAAAUAUAAAUCCAUGUCCAGUAAGCGACCAGCCAAGUUAAAAGAACCAAUGGAGGUUAAAACAGAAGAAUCGCAGGAAACUCCAUCAGAAAAUUCCACAAGAGAAGACAACUCCACCAAAGGAGAAGAUAUGGAUACAACUAAUGAAGAUUGUGAUCCCGGCAACGAAAAACCGACGCAAGUUAACUUGGAAUCCGAGGAAAGUUCUACUAAAAAAAGCAUGGAUAGUGAAUCAAUCGAAGACGAAGAGGAUAUGGAUGAUACACAAGUACCUUCCAAUGUUUCAUUAGAAUCUUCUACACCCAAAGUAUAUACAAGAAUUAGAAGAAAAACAACUGAUACAAAAUCGAGUUCAUGUAAAUCGUGCGACAAUCAUUCUCCUACCGAAGAAACCACAACACCGAAAAGAUUGAAAAAACUCAAUGUUUACAGUGCAAAAAUCGACUCAAAGCAAUUAUCGAAUAAAUCAGAUAAAAUCCAUCGACUGGAUUGUUCAGAGGCUACAGAAAUUAGUUUAGAAGUACCAGAUAACAUCCACAUUGUGAACGGUGAAAACGUUGAUAUCAAGAAGAAACCAGUACAAGUUGAUAUCAACAACAAGGAGAUUUCUAUAUCUCCGAUUAAAUUAAAAAUUAUUUCCAGAAUGAAAGGACCUGAAAAGACUGAGGAAACUAUUAGUACCACGGAAGAAGAAGUAGUUGUAAUCGCUGGUAAUGAACCUAAUAAUCAAACAAAUAAAGAAAACGACAGUGAUAUGCCAGAAAGUAGCGCUAAAAGUGACCCAAAGGCGAAAGUGAUUCAACCUGCAAUUACAGAAUUUUUCGUUAAUAGAGUUUCAAAAUUCGAUGUUGGCAAAGAAAAGCCUGUACAUGAAACAAAUAAUGUACAUAAAAAACAUUCUGUUGGUGGUACAGAUGUAGCGCCUAAUGGGUUAGAUGCGAUGGACGUAGAUUCAUUGGAAGAUGUAACACGAGAAGAAACAAUGCCUGUAAAUGUAAAUAUAGAACAGAGCAAACCCACAGAAAAGGAGAGCAAUGUUGCAGUCUCCACAAACGUAGAAACAUGUGAAGUAAAAGAUGAAGAAGUUGAGAUAUCAGAAAAAACUAAAAAGUUUCCUCCUAUAGAAGAUAAAAAGGAGACUUCACCUGUUAAAACUGUCGAUACUUCAAACAGACCUAUUGUUGACGUACCAAAUAGAAGUAAAGGGGCGGAUGUUUUACCAGAAAGCAAUCGGCAGACUGAACAGCCUGUCAAAACUGUGGUAAAGAUCAAAACUGUCUUAAAAUCUACAACAGCUACUGAAGUACCAGAAAAACCAGCUGUCACUUCAGAACAAACCACUAAAAUCGCUGAUAAUGCUUCACAAUCAUUGACAAAUACCGAAGUUAUGGAAGAAACCAAUGCUGAAGACCGGUUAUUGGACCCAAAGAACAUCUUAGAAAAUCUCAAAGAAGUCAUACAUUCAGGACUUAGCUCAAUAAAAGAUGUAAAAAUCAACAUACAAAAUAAAAACGACACAAACGAACAAAAAGUCUCUUCAGAUGAACCAAAUAAAGAUAACAUUUCUAAAAAGAGAAAAUUAGUUAGUGAUGAGAUUUCCUACAAUCCAGCAAAAUUAGUCAAAUUAGUUCCUAUAGAAAGUAUUAUGAGUAAAACAAGUCACGAUCAAACCCCUCCUGAGAAAAACACCAAUGAUAUACGGCCAAGUUCAGAAACGAGUGUGAAUCACCUUGAAAUGGUUGUGGAGGAGAUAAAAAGUGAACCAGAAAGUGAGGAAGAAUAUACUGAGGAGAAUCAAAAUAUGGAAGAAAAGAUGAAGUAUCUGUCUGCCUUGAACAUACACGAAAAGACGGCGGAGAGGCAAAAGCAGGAGAAGAAUGAAAUUAGAACCAGGUCAAAAGCUGAGGAAAAAAGAGAAAGGUUUAAAGUAGUGGACAACUUGACUCGAAUAAUUGACGACGUGGCACUAAACUACAGCGCAAAACAUGGCGGCGAUAAAGGAGCACCUAAGAAACCAGAACGAAGAAAAAGUGGUAGUAGUUUUCCUACAGAAGGCGAAAUAACGGUAAAGUCAUUUGCCAGACUACCCACUACUCCCCCCUCUAUUAAACAGAGGGCCAGAAAAACAUUUCCCAUCCCCAUGUAUAUUCCGACUCAUCCCAAGAAUGCUAUCUUAAAAAAAGACGUUUCUUUAUUAAGAAGAGAACCCAAUUCCAACCCCAAUAGACUAAUAAGUGCAGGCCAGGAUAUGCCUGCAAAUCCGAUCGUUGUUAGUGAUCAUUCUAAAGUUUCUACCACCUCAACGUCUACCAAAACUACUGUUGCUGUGACUUCGGUUACGACAGUUACCACAUCCUCCGUCAAUUUGAUUUCGCAAGCUUCUACUGUCGCCCAAAGCUCGCCUUCAGUGAAUCUAAUAACACCUCCGGCGGUGAAUAUACUACAGACAAGCGGAGGAGAACUGACCACGACUAUUACAUCUCAAGCUUUGACUAUGGGACAUGUGAUUUUGAUGCCUAGCGUCACCGGGAUGAACUACUGCACUCCAGUUUUCAGUACGGUAGCACAGCCAGCUCCAUCUCUGGUACCUACUCCUAAUGUAUCACAAUCUACGCAAUCUACCAAAAAAGCUAUUACUACACCAAAUUUGAAGACAUCUCAAAACUAUAUUCCACCUGAUGAUGUUGAAAUCAUAGAUUUCGAACCUGCUGUCCCUGUCCAUGUUGUAAUGCCAAAUACUACAGUAUCUAAUCGUACACUCAAUCCAACUAUAUCGAUCCCUGAAUCGAUAUCUCCACCUUCGGUACCAAUAACAAGGCCCACAAUCACCGAAACAGUGUCUACUGCAAUAGCUGCAGGACCUUCAACAUCAACUUCUACGUCAGCUAGGACGCCUGGUUUACAAAAAGACGACGAACUGUCAAUUCUUCAUGGACUGUUGCCUGAGAGCAUGAGUCGAGUGGUGAACCAGAUCCUAUUAAAGCCACCUCCACGGUUAAAACCUAGACCUCCUGGAAUUCUCAACAGAAACUACGAUGAAGGCGUUCCCAGCUCAGCAGGAGAUGUUACUUCUAGAAUUAAUUCUAUAGCUUACAGGAUGACCGACUACUUCAGGGGAAUGUUAAUAGAAACACUCGAAGACUUUGGAAAAGCCGCGCAUCCAGAAGCAAAGAUCACCAGUUUGCAAUUAGAAAUGGAGGCUCUCAAGCAUCGGCACGAACAGGAAAUGACAGAAGUGAGAAACGCCAUGGCCAAUAUUCUUCAAAACGUCCAAAAGAGAGUCAUGGAAGAAAGGACAAUCAUUAUAGAUAAAACGAAGGCUGAGUGCGAAGCAGAAGCCAUACGUAGGGUAGAAGCGGCCAAACUGAAGCAAUGGUGCGCAAAUUGUCCGAAAGAAGCCCAAUUUUACUGUUGUUGGAACACUAGUUAUUGCGACUACCCCUGCCAGCAGAAACAUUGGCCCCAGCACGCCUCCAAGUGUACACAAGACGUAGAGAAGACGUCGGGAACAGCACCAGGUCCUCCGAAUAGGCCGACGGCUCCUCUUAUAUUACGACCUGCAUUGCCGCCGAAACAGGGAAUGGGGAGAAUGCCGGUACAAAAGCCAUCCAAGGUAUAUUUAAGGACUAAUGCUCCUCCAAAGGGAAUAAAGGGUAUAUCUGGACUAACUUUUGUGGAAACAACUCCCGGAAACUACGAAUUCAUCGGUAACAACUCAAUCAGUUUGUCUGGUAACAAAUUGUAUACAAACAACACAUCUAUAGCCAACUCCAAAUUCAAAGCAAUUCCAGCGUCAGUUAUAUCAUCAUCUUCGACUACAUCAACAGUGACUUCAGACUCUAGUAAACAACUGGCAUCUAGCAGUAGUAAACCGUAAUCGUUAAGGUAUAAGUAGAAUCGUUGCUUCGAACAGAACAUACAGUUUUGGUUUAUUAGGAAUAGGUUUUUACAUACUUUUAUGAUAAACUGUGUUUCUGAUUAUUUUUAUAAGCAAAUGAAACAAUGAACGUGAUACAAAUGAGUGUAAUAGACAUAGUAAACGAAUUGUGUAAAUUUGGUGUAUUUUUCUUUUGAAUGUUUACUAUUAUUAACUUCAGGGUGUCCCAAACAGUUUUACAUACAAAAAAAUAAGUACAGUUCAUAUCAAACCCUUCUUUCAGUGCGCCAUAGUUUGUCGAAUUCGUUCUAACGCAUUAAGCUCGAAGUGACAGUAGAAAACGUACGUCCAUGAUUAUUAUACAUAGAACUUCGAAAAUUAUGUAUUCUUUGAUGGGUAUUUCCAUAUUAAAGCGACUUAUACUUAUUAAUGUAUAAUUGGUUGACAAUUACAAUACUCCAAAUAGAUAACCAAUCCAUGAUGCGAAUAAAGAUAAUUUGACAAAAAAAAAAAACAAUCUAUCGUGACAGUACUUUCACAAUGUUAACGGGUAAACUGACAAUUGUAAUAAAUUGUAGGUUAGAAUUUUUCAACGACGUAAAUAUAAAUAUUUUAUGUCAUUGGUAUAUUCGGACAUUGUAUAGUUAAAUUCUACUCUAUAUUUAUUUUUUCCUUUAACAUUUUUAAAAUCUUACACGACGUCAAAAUUAAUGACGCACAGAAAGAAGGGUUUGGGAUAAACAGUAACUUAUUUGGAACACAUGUAAUUUUUACCCUUUAAAUACUCGCAUUGAUUUUACAUACAUAAGUGCUCGCAUCGCGCCUCACAGGCACCAACGUUUAGUAUUAUAACUACAGUCGGAAAAAUGAAAGAUAACGAUCACAUGAAUCACUUAGUUUGUAUUUUUGCUUUUUUUCUAUAGCAAGCGUUUGUUAUUUAUAGAAAAGACAGCAAAUACAAAAUAAGUGAUUGAUGUGAUCGUUCAUGGGUAAUCUUUCAUUUUUCCGACUGUAUGAAUGUUUAUAAUUUCAAUGUAUUAGUGAUUUAUUUUGCUUUUAUACAGUAAAAAUUGACCUCUUUGUACAAAAUAAAAUAUUUUAUUUUUCAAAAAACGUUACAACAAUAAACAAAAAUAAUAUAAGAAAAGAAACUAAUACCUAAUUAUUGUAACAUUCAGUAAAGAUAUUCUUUACAUGCUGAGGGUAGACAUGUUUCUGAAGUUUGAACAUAUUUGUUUGAAUUGCCGAUAUCUUGAUCUCGGACAAUGUAGCAUCUUUUUCUUUGACCGGUGGUCGGCAGUUCAUCUACUUCCGGCUUUAUCUCUAACGGUUCAUAAAUUAGUCUUCUAGGACCUAGUCUAGUCUAGAAGUCUUCUAGAGGUUGCGGACCAUUUUAAAAGAUUUUUAUGCUCUUUUACUAGCUCCUUUUCUAGCUGUUUUAAAAAAAAUCUUCUCUUCAUCCAGGGACUUUCAUUAUUAUGGCUAUGAAUGAUACAUCCAUUUAGAGCAAAUGUUGAUCAAGUGGAAAAAUAGAACUAUGGUUUUUUUCACGAGCAUUUUUCAGUGCGUCACAGUUUUUCGAUUUCUCUCUAAUGCAUUAAAUUGUAUGUGACAGAAAAAACGCACGUCGCUGAUUACAUUUCGUCGGUGACAUUUAUAACAUUUAAUCUAGUUGUCAAUAGAUGGCGCUAAUAAUAUAAUAUCAAAUAAUAUAUUAUUCUAUAUAAAAACAAUUUAAUCAAAGGUAAUACCACGAGUCCUCUAAAUUUUAUCGAUAAAUUUUUUUGUUUUCACGAAAACUUCUUUAUUUGGUAAAAUUACGAAAACAAACCGAAUGAUAAAAUCACGAGUCCGAAGGACGAGUGAUUUUAUCCAUUUCGGUUUGUUUGAGUGAUUUUACUCUAAAUAAAGAAGUUUAAGUAUGAAAACGAAAAAAUUUAUCAAGCAAAAUUUAGAGGACGAGUGGUAUUUGGAAAGAUUAUUUUGUGAACCAAUAUGUAUUAUUAGUAAAUACGGGCAUCUGUGAAAUAUUUUUAAGACAACUAGGAUCAAUGUCUUAAGUAGGUUAUAGAUAAAUUAUUUUAUGAUUUAAAAAUGAACUAAUUUAUUUAUUAUAUUGUUAAUACAUAAAAAAAUGUUUAAAUCGAAAAUGAACAAUUAUUAUUAAAAACACAAUUUUUAUAACUAAUAUGAGAUUUUCCAAUGUCGUUCGUAACGUAUUAUGUGAAAUUUAGGGUACCUUAAGUUUUAUCAGGGAAGAGACUGUUUUAUCAAGGAAGAGGCUGUUUUAUCAGUAUUACACUCAAUGAUUGGCUAGAACAACGCGUGGUGAUUGGCUGAAAAAGCAAAAACGUCAGAAUUUGACAGGUGAAAAAAAAUAAUCUGUACAAUUUAUAAGACUAUACAAAUCAAAGAAGAUACCAUUUUAUAAAUGCAAUAAACACAAUUGAUUUGUUUUUAUACCAAAUUGCAAAUAAUAUGUAACAACUGUCAGAUUUAACUAAAAUGUCAUGUUAGAAUAAUUGUCAUAAAUGUGUAUUUAUCAAGGACUAACCUUUUUUUCUAUCAUUUGUGACGCACUGAAAAAUGCUCAUGAAAAGAACCAUAUAUCCACUUUAUCCACCUUCAACUUGUCCGUUGUAUCCACUCGUCCCCGCCAGUUGUAUUAUAGAAUAGAAAUAUGCUUCAUUGUCACUGAAAAUUAUACAAUUUUAUGGACAACGCUUAACAUAGAGUAAAGAAAAUUAUAACAAAUACAAUUUUCUGAAAUUAGAUAAAUCGUCAAUAUCAAAAAAUACAAGUUAAUAAAGUAAGGCAAAAACAAAAACCAAUAUAUUGCAAAAUUAAUAUUAAUUGCAAAUUGAACAUAAUAAAAUACAAACAUAGGAACGAAUAAGUUUAAGCUGCUGCAUGUGACACCCAAAUAUACAGUCCGACUGCAGUCAUUUUUUUUCUUAAUUAACUUUCUAAAUGGGAAAUGAUUUUUUUCUUAAAUAGUUUUAAAAUUUGCGUUGUCCCAGUAUAGAAUGUGUCCCAUUUAUUAGGAUGGGGCUAUAAAAAUAUGGAUUGUUAAGUGGUUUUAUUACCAUAUUGGUACUUACAGGUAACAGUAACAUACUGUAAAACAUUUUGGGCACCUUAUAGGUUAUAAUUGAUGUGCCAAAAUGAUUUUUUUGUAUAUACAGAGUGGGCCAAAGAAAAGAGUCCACCCCGAUAUUUGGCUGUAUUUAUUAGAUUUUAAGGAAAUGACGAAACAGGUCGAUUUUUGAUCUAAGGGGGACACAUUUUUACGGUACAUACAUGUCAUUUGUCAACCCCCUCCCUUCUACUUCCCCUACCCCUUAUUUUUAAAUAGGAAAUAGGGGUCGUGUGCUAGGUCGUUUGAAAGAUCAUUUAAUUCUCUAUUCAGUAAUAUAAACAUUAACAUAAUUAAUUAUACAGUUAUAAUUAAUUAUAAUUAGUCUAAGUUAUACUUCUUUACGAUCGAGGGUGAAAUUUUAUACUUGCCUGGCGCAUGCGCAGACAGACAGUAUGUAGUUCAUUGCUUAUCUUUCAAAUUAUGUAUGUGUCAGCGCAAAUAAGUCAUUAAAAGAAUAUAUUAGUGUUUUUAGUAAAUGUAUUAUUUAUUAUAAUUUUUGUGUCUUUGGAUUUGUCUUCCUCGGGAAUAAAAUAUUUUAUAAUAAUAGUAAGUAUAAUAUUUACUUUAAAUUUUAAAGUAUUUUUAUAUCUCAUUUGGUCUAUGUCUAUUGAAUUUGUUAGUAUGUAUGAGAAAUCUUGUAAGCUGUCAAAGCAAAGGAGGUUUAGCUCGGUGGUAGCGCGUUCGAACGGAGAUCGAGAGGUCCCUGGCUCAAUUCCGUGUGUUAUCUAACUUUUUUUUUUAUUUUUAAUAUUGUUUUAGUAAAAAUUUUUGGAAAGUAGUAAGUAAAAAUUAGUUUUAAUCUUUAAAUACAAAUAACCUGUUGAAAGUAUAUUUAUUUCGUUGAAAUCAUAUAAUAGAAGUAUAACUUCUUACGUGCGUACAAAGUGCACACACAUUCUUUUUUUUUUUUUUUAUUAAAUUAAUUGACGCAAAAAGAAGAAUGCAUGUAAUUUAUUUAAUUUAAAAUACAUUCUACUGCUGUCACAAAACAGAAAUCAAUGUUUUUUGAUAAGUAAACAUUGCUUUUCGCUUAAUUUCAAUGUUCAAGCUGCCAAGAGACAGAUGGGUGGCAGCUUGAACAUUGAAAUUAAGCGAAAAGCAAUGUUUAUUUAUCAAAAAUCAUUGUUCUCUGUUUUGUGACAGCAGUAGAAUGUAUUUUGAAUUAAAUAAAUUACAUUCAUUCUUCUUUUUGUGUCAAUUAAUUUAAUUAAAAAAAUUUUUCUUGGACACCCUGUAUAAAUAAUUAUGUUAAUGUUUAUAUUACUGAAUAGAGAAGUGAAUAACCUUUUAAAUGAGCUAGCACACGACCCCUAUUCCCUAUUUAAAAAUAAGGAGUAGGGGAAAUGGAAAGGAGGGGGUUGACAUACGACAGAUGUACGUACCGUAAAAAUGUAUCAAAUCAAAAAUUGACCUGUUUCGUCAUUUCCUUAAAAUCUAAUUAAUACUGCCAAAUAUCGGGGUGGACUCUUUUCUUUGGCCCACUCUGUAUAUAAUUUUUUGGUUAUGUUGCAUACAUAUUUUAAAACAUUUUGUAAUGAAUAGCACUGUGUCCACCUUCGCAAUACCAAAGUUUCCAGGUAUUUUAACAUAAUGUGGUUUAUUUGGUAUUUUCUAUAUGUACCGGUAUAUUAGGCGUCACGCCCUGCCGGUAAGAAUAUAUGGAAUGGAGGCUAUCACCAAGCCUCAAGCUCUGUCACACUGCUACACCAUUUUGUUUUAUAUACAAAACAAGUAUCUGCUGUCUUCUGAUAUUUUUUCGUUAUACAUCGCUGCUUUUUGAUCAUUACUUGUAUGGACAUAGAGUAAUAUUCGCCUUAAUACAGAAAACGUAUGUUGUCCUAUUUCAGAUAUACAUAACUUUAUUCGUAUUGCUACUCUUUUUUUUUUUUUCAGAAACCGUAGGAGCUUUCAGUAUUGUAUUUUUAGUUGUGUUAUAGCCUGCUUUAUAUUAUAUCACUAUCUACUUUUUUCCAUUUUAAACCGGGUGUCUAUAUAUUUUAUAUUUCAUCUUGGACGUCUCAUCUUUGUCCGAUUUGUGCUUUAAUAUGGUACACCUGACUGUGGUUCCAUUCCUUUUCUUUAUAUUCUUUCUUCAAUAUUGUUCAUGUGUCAUUUGAGGCGAGUGUCCUGUUAGGAGGCAUACAGUGACUCUCAGAUCAUUCGUAUUCAUAUCUAGUAGAUAUUUGGACGUUUUCUUCAGAAGUUCAUCUAUUCGAAUAUUUAAGACUCAGUUGUUCGUACCAAUAGUUACGUUUCGUCGGUUCCACCGAGUGCAAUAUUGUUCUUUUGGCUUUGCUUCUCCCCUGGCAAGGAAGAACCUUCAUGAAUAUGGUUGAGGUAGUCUACAUCGCCUUUGUUAUGAUUAAGCAUACUUGGCGUUGAAGCUUAUUGAGCUUCUCUUUGGUGAUUUUUUGUUGGCAUUUAAACCACCAUAUUAGUGCGCCAUACGUAAAACCAUAAGUCUCAUUUUUAGUUCAAUUUUUGAGGAUGCAUUAAAUAAUUUUGAAAAACUAGAUAGUUUACUAUGUAUAUAAUUCUGCAACUGUAAAUUAUAUUCACAAUAUUUUUUUUGAAUCAAGUAAAUGUCACACAGAAUUGAUCUGAUAUUUUUUAUACACUUUUGAUUUCAUUGUAUGUAGUCUGUUGUUUGUAUAUAUUGAUAUAUUCAUAAAUUUUGAUCAGACUAAUCUUAGUGCGCAUGCGUGAGAAAACUGUAUAAAUUUAAUACACCUUAGUUUUUAAUAAGAAUUAACUGCUAUAUUAUGUAUAAGUAUCUUACUUAUGUAGUAAAGAUUUGUUUAUUA
Diabrotica virgifera virgifera (western corn rootworm) is the source of this 11990-nucleotide messenger RNA. It is a transcript of the gene Zmynd8, whose product is annotated as protein kinase C-binding protein 1. Gene Ontology annotation, molecular function: protein binding. The transcript is spliced from 15 exons. Lineage: Eukaryota; Metazoa; Arthropoda; Insecta; Coleoptera; Chrysomelidae. The record is from RefSeq and is a predicted model, not a curated record. The coding region runs from base 627 to 6047 and encodes 1806 amino acids.